CUGACAUGCACCCAAGCUCUGCUGCUUCUCUACUGCCUGUACAACUGCUGCUCUCUGCUCGCUCUAGACCGUUACCCCUCUCUCUCUCUCUCUCUCUCUCUCUCUCUCUCUCUCUCAGAGAAGCAACAGAAGCUUUGGGUUUGAAUGCCAGAGAAGGGGAGAGAAGGGGGUGAAAUGUUCUACUCUCACUGCCUUCUUUCUAGAAAGGGGCCUUUGGGCAUCAUAUGGAUAGCUGCCCAUUGCUACAGAAAGCUUAGAAAGCAACAAAUUGCAGAAACUGACAUCUCUUCUUCUGUUGAUAAGAUCAUGUUAGCUGAAGUUCUUGCAUUUAGAGUACUGGGUUUCCUUCUUAUAGGCGUUGUAAGGAUAUACUCAAAGAAAGUUGAGUAUCUCUACCAUGACUGCAAUGAGGCUUUAAUCAGAAUAAGAGAUCCCUUUAUUUCUGGAAAGAUUGGACUCUCUAAAGAAGCUCAACAUACAUCAUAUUUUCCUAUCACUUUGCCAGAGAGUUUUGAACUUGAUGCUUUCAAUCUUGAGGGCUUCGAAGAUGGCAGUCAUGUCAAUCAUGUCAGACCCAACAAAGAGAUCACACUUCAAGAGACGUGGGCAGAUGAAGCAAGUCAGCAUUCCUCUAUGGAAAAGAGGUCUUAUUUAGUGUACAUGCAGAUGCUGUAUUAUAGCGAGGAGACAACUGCCCAUCAUGAAUUCCAGCCUUCAAGUUUGACACUGGCAGACAACAUUUUUCUGCCUGAUGCUAUGGAUAUCGAUCUCGAGAUCAGCGACUUGCACAAUUCGAGUGGUUUGAAAGAAAGUAGGGAGAAGCUUCAAAGCACUCAACUCCAUCUAGAAGGAUGCCUAAACCUUGAUAUGUUUCGUGGGACAGUGGAACUUCUGGACCUCAGUCAAUGUUUGAAUGAACCAAGUGAUUGCAUAGAACAGAUAAAGCUGCAGGAGGUUCUUUCAGAUAUUGAAAAAUCUCACCUUCGUACGGAAGGAAACCCACUUGAUGGAACACCGGCCAAAACUCCCGACAACUUCCCAUAUCCAUUAGUUGAUGCUACCCCUGAAGUGAUGCUUGUUCCUACUCCAUCUAACAAGGAGCGGAACCGGAAGCCAAGGAAAAGAAAACGUCCCUUCGAUGGGACCAUUGUGUUAUCAAAUGAGGCUUUGAGGCAGGGGCUAUGCGAUGCAAGUAGUUUGGUACAUGUGCGGAGGAAAGCUCCCCAAACUAUACUCAGUGCCUGGAAGGCCAACAAAAUCUCUAAUCUACAUACGAGUUUCUUGGAGCCUUUGACUCCUGGUAUUUCAUCGGAGCUUAAAGCACUCUUCACAAGAAAUCAUUUUGAUCGUCUGGAACCAAAGGAUCCUGCAGAGGGUCCCACUCAGUCAGAUGAAGAGGAAUUUGAAACACACAUGAACUUGUCAGAUGAUAAUGCAGUCUCCCCAAGAAAUGCUUUUGUCAAUCCUUCGGCGUCAUUUAUGUCUGCAGAGGCUACUGCAACCAUUAACUCAAAUGAAGUGAGAUUUGAACUGCCAAUUGAAAGAGAGGAGUGGCCUGCUACUCCUGCAGCCAGUAACUCAAACGGAGCAAGAUUCAGAACGCCAAUCAGAAGUGAGGGAGAGGAGCCACCUGCUAGUGGAACUCCAGAUUUUUGGCAGAAUCUGAUGGAUGAGGAGAUUAGUUCUCAUGAAGUGGGUCAAUGGAACCAAGAUAGAUGGUUGAUUAGAACCAGGACUGUGGCACAGCAUCUGCAUAACUGCUUUUCAAAACAAGAAGAGGGUAAACAGAAGGGAGUGUUAAGCUUGGCUUGCCUUUUGGAAAGAAGCACAAGAAAAACAUGUGCUAGACUGUUCCAUGAGACUCUGGUUUUAAGGAGCGUAGGGUAUAUAGAUGUGAAGCAAGAUUCCCCUUAUGCUGACAUUCUUCUGCUGCCGACCCCACAAAUCAAAGCAAUGUUCUGAACGCAGAUAGCACAUGCAAACGAUGUGGGAAGCUGCACAACGCCUGCAAAUCUCAAGCCACAAUGAUGAGCUUGCAAAUGCAGAGGUAACUCAGGUGUUCAGAAGCUGGAGUUUCUGCUCCUUGUUAUGAUUAACAGAGUACAAGUCACAUGCCCCCACCCUGUUGUAUUAUAAAACAUCUUCUGUAUAUAUAAUUAGCCACAUUUCUGUCCAUGUAUAGAAUAGAACAUCCACCAUUUUUUUUUUUUCCAUCCUUCUUUCAAUACUACUAACCUUCUUUCUCCAGCCAGUAGUUCAAAAACCCCAAAACUCUGAACUGACUUGAUGUUCAGCCUAGUCUAAUGGAGAUGGAGACUCAAACCUGACU
Molecule: messenger RNA, 2329 nt
Organism: Magnolia sinica
Lineage: Eukaryota; Viridiplantae; Streptophyta; Magnoliopsida; Magnoliales; Magnoliaceae
Product: sister chromatid cohesion 1 protein 2-like
Exons: 13
Coding region: 145-1962 (605 amino acids)
Biological process (GO): replication-born double-strand break repair via sister chromatid exchange; synaptonemal complex assembly; mitotic sister chromatid cohesion
Cellular component (GO): cohesin complex; synaptonemal complex
Molecular function (GO): protein binding; chromatin binding
Source: RefSeq, a predicted model, not a curated record